GCACUCGCGGCGGCGCCCACUGCGCACAAAACUGGAGCCUAGUUUUACAUUUUUCAUGGGAAAUGGUCAUUUGUGUUACGUCGAUCCUACUUAUCGCGGCGUUAGUUCUUGGAGCGACUUCAAGCGGGGAAAGAGCGUUUCGAGCUUGCAGAAACUACGCUCUAUCUAUGCUAGAAUGUCAUAAUGUCCUGCAUCCUACAGAGAGGAUCAGAGUCCCAAUCGACUUACUUCUAUACCCACACAUGGUGCUCAUUGGUUUCGGCCACCAUUCGACCAAACUAGCUUGGAAAUGCGGUGGAACUCUCAUCAGCGACAAAUGGGUGGUCACAGCCGCGCAUUGCAUAGAAGAUCCGAUAGAAGGUCCGGCUAGAAUAUUACGAAUCGGAACAGCGACGUUUGAAUUUGAUGAAGUAGAGGAGCUAGCGCAGGAGAGCCACAUUGGUGAAAUAAUAGCACAUCCAGGGUUUAAACCACCUUCAAAAUAUCAUGAUAUAGCGUUAAUGCGAGCUGUUCCACCAUUCAAUCUCAGCAGAGAUAUACGAAUAGCAUGCUUGCAACUAAAUGAUACGAUCCCUGAUAGAAAGUUGACAGCUAUAGGUUUUGGUACCACGAGGUCUGGCGCGACGAGCGGAAGCCAGACGCUUAUGGCGGUAGAUGUAGACGCUAUAGACGACACUAUUUGCAAUAAUUCUAUGAAGGUUCUGAUCAGACGGAAGAUUCUGUCUAGAGGGAUCACAGAAGAACAGUUAUGUGCUGGUGAUUACGAGAAUGGUGGUAAAGAUACAUGUCAGGGGGAUUCUGGAGGGCCUUUACAAUACAUGCAAGAUAGAGUAGAUUGUGUGACGACCUUUCCUUUACAUGUGUUGGUGGGUGUGACGUCAUUUGGGAGGGAUUGCGGGAGGCGGAUGGCGCCGGGUGUUUAUACUAGAGUGUCCAAGUAUAUUGACUGGAUUGAAGAUAUUGUGUGGCCUGUUUGAUAUGAAGUUAAUUGAAUUGUUUCGAAAAGAAAUGUGUUCUUAGUUUUUUGAUUAUAGGUUGGAGAGUUACGCAAAUAAUUGGAUUUUAUGGUGUGAUGUAGUGUUUUUGUGACGAGAAAUACUCUUCACGAUACUGUACGUAAUUACCUUAAUUAUAGGAAAUGUCAAUAACAUAUUUUUCUUUUUUAUAAAUUUUGAAAAAGACAUAAAUAUGAACUUUAAUUCAGAUAUUAACGCUACAGAAAUAUAACGAAGUUAUAAUAAUAAAUGUCAUCACGCUUUGAUAAGAACAAUGAAUAAGAAUAAAUGGCUUUGAUUUAUA
Colias croceus (clouded yellow) is the source of this 1299-nucleotide messenger RNA. RefSeq names its product serine protease snake-like. The transcript has a single exon. Gene Ontology annotation, biological process: proteolysis. The record is from RefSeq and is a predicted model, not a curated record. NCBI's taxonomy places the organism in Eukaryota, Metazoa, Arthropoda, Insecta, Lepidoptera, Pieridae. Bases 63 to 977 code for a protein of 304 amino acids. Gene Ontology annotation, molecular function: serine-type endopeptidase activity.